Molecule: messenger RNA, 3589 nt
Organism: Corvus hawaiiensis (hawaiian crow)
Lineage: Eukaryota; Metazoa; Chordata; Aves; Passeriformes; Corvidae
Gene: CNKSR3
Product: CNKSR family member 3
Exons: 13
Coding region: 109-1776 (555 amino acids)
Biological process (GO): regulation of signal transduction
Cellular component (GO): cytoplasm; membrane
Molecular function (GO): protein binding
Source: RefSeq, a predicted model, not a curated record
GCGGCCCGGAGCGGCGCUGCCGGGAUGGGAGCGUGAGAGGGGGCGAGUCCGCGGCCGGAGGAGCUGCGGUCUGUCGCGGGGGCUGGUGCCGGCGGGCUUGGACUCGCCAUGGAGCCGGUGACCAGGUGGAGCCCGAAGCAAGUGGUGGAUUGGACUAAGGGCCUGGAUGAUUGCCUGCAGCAGUAUGUCCAUAAAUUUGAACGGGAGAAGAUAAAUGGUGAACAGCUGUUACAGAUUUCUCACCAGGACCUUGAAGACUUAGGUAUCUCAAGGAUUGGACACCAGGAACUGGUUCUAGAGGCUGUGGAUCUCCUGUGUGCACUGAACUAUGGCCUUGAAACAGACAAUAUGAAGAACCUGGUUCUCAAGCUGCGAGGGUCAUCCAACAAUCUGCAAAAUUACAUCAGCAGCCGUAGGAAAAGUUCAAAUUAUGAUGGAAAUACCUCUCGCAAGCCCCCGACUGACUUCCUUACUUCUGUCGUAGAGCUUAUUGGUGCUGCUAAGGCCUUGCUUGCAUGGUUGGACAGGACCCCAUUUACAGGUAUUGCUGACUUUUCAUCAAUGAAGAACAGAAUCAUUCAGCUCUGCUUGGACCUCACUACUACUGUUCAGAAGGAUUGCACUGUGGCUGACAUGGAAGAUAAAGUCCAGACUGUGGCCAAGACUUUAAAUGGCAUUUGUGAUAAAGCCAUCCGAUCAACUACAGACCCACUGAUGAGCCAGUGUGCCUGUCUGGAGGAGGUCCAUUUAACCAACAUUAAACCUGGGGAAGGCCUGGGAAUGUACAUAAAAUCAACUUAUGAUGGGUUGCAUGUAAUUACUGGAACUACAGAAAAUUCCCCUGCUGAUCGCUCUCAGAAGAUUCAUGCUGGUGAUGAAGUGAUCCAGGUUAACCGGCAAACUGUGGUUGGAUGGCAACUAAAAAAUCUGGUGGCAAAGUUGCGAGAGAAUCCUGCUGGAGUUAGGCUGCUGCUUAAGAAACGCCCUACUGGCUCUUUUCAUUUCACUCCUGCUCCACUGAAGAACCUGCGCUGGAAACCGCCUUUGGUGCAGACCAGUCCUCCACCAGCUUCAACUCAGUCCCCAGAAAGCACCGUGGAUACCUCACUGAAGAAAGAGAAGCCGGCCAUUUUGGAUCUGUACAUACCCCCUCCACCAGCUGUUCCAUAUUCGCCUCGAGAUGAAAAGGGGAGUUUUGUGUAUGGAGGAGGCAACAAACGCAGUCAGCCACUGCCUGGGUCCAAGGGCGCCGAGUCUCCCAAUUCUUUUCUGGAUCAGGAGAGCCGAAGACGAAGGUUUACUAUUGCUGAUUCAGAUCAGUUGCCUGGGUAUCCCGUGGAAGUAAAUGUCCUACCAGCCAAGAUGAGAGAAAAAACACAGUCCUAUGGAAAACCUCGUCCUUUGUCAAUGCCUGCUGAUGGAAGCUGGAUAGGAGCUGCAGAACCCUUCUCUAGGCCACGAGGAUCAGGGAGAAAAGAUGAAGAUGUCCUCUGCAGGUACUUCAGCAAUGAAAGGAUACCCCCGAUCAUUGAGGAAAGCCCCUCCAAGCAGCACCCCCUCUCCAGGCCAGUGUCUGACAAGCAGUUGGUGAGGGGAACAGAUUAUAUUCGAGGCAGCAGGUGUUUUAUGAAUACAGACCUCCACAACAGUGCAACAAUUCCCUUUCAAGAGGAAAGUGCUAAAAAAUCAUCGGUUACAUCGUCCACAAAAUCCUCCUCGGCAGAGCCCUCGCUGCUGGUCAAUUGGAUGACAAGACUGAAAUUGUUGACUCACUGACUUGUCCCCAGUGCUGUUACCAAGUGCCUUUGCUCGUUGGUCAGCCUUCUCUGCUUUGCAGCUUAACUGACACACAGAGACUAAUGCGGUUUUCUUUUCCUGGAGAAUCUUACACUUUUGCCUUUUUGUUUGUCAUUUUUGAUGGAUCAGAGGGUUUCGUAGUGUGAGGAGGGAAGAAAGAUAAAGAUCAAGUUCCUCUUCCUGGCCAAAAACUGAAGGCAUUUAUUCCCAUGGAAAUGAGUAAAAUUUCAGUGAGGUGGAGGCCACACGUGACCUGGAAUAUGCAUAAUGACUCAGAGGAAGGCACUGCAUUACUGUGAAGUCCAGUGGCACUUUAGUUGCCUGAAUGCUCAGAGGCUGGUGUGACUGGCUGGGUGUCAGAGUAUGCAGAGCUCACAGAAGUUGUCACUCUCCUGACUGGGAAAAUAAGCAGGGAAACAGCAGUUUUGUGCAACUUCGUGAUGCUGUUUCGAGUACUGCAUGAGAUCAACCUUAUGAGGAAGAAGUAGUAGUGUUACCAUUCUUUCUCUGAUCUCCAGAGUUCCUGUGAAGUCUUAGGAAGAGAGUUCUCUUAUUCAGAGAUUUCAGGAAGUUGGACUAAUUUAAUUAUAAAUCAAUCCAACCUUAUAUAUAAUCUAUUUUAUUGAAAUCACAGUACAAAUAAGGAGCACUGAACCAGUGCAGUGCUCAUCUGUAAAGGUAUACAGAUUGCUACAACAUGCCAAGGAAAUGCAUCUGUAGAGGUGGUAAAAGAAUAUAUAUUUUUUCCUUAAUUGUUUAAGAAUGACUUGCUGUUAACCAAAGUAACCUUUUAAAGUCCUGUUGGACUUAUGAGAACUUUUACAGUGGUUCAGUUUUUGAAUGAUGUGUUCUUUUUAUGAAAAAUAUGUGCUAUCAUACACUACAAUUGUAAGACAUCUUGCUAUUUUCUAUGUAGCUCUAAUUUUUACCCCUCCAGAAUUUUAAAGUAGCAUUGGGUAUUUUGGGAGGAAAAUAAAACUUGUUUAACAAAAGAGGAGGAUAUUAACGAGAUAUUGUUUAAGAAGGAAUGUAUAUAAGAUUGUUAGUAUUCAAACAGUUGUGUUUAAAGAUAUUUAAAUGUUAAAUAUAGUUGUAUAUAUUUUUACAUUUAAAUAGAUAGAGUUUGUAUCUUCCUGUAUUGAAGUGUUGGGCACAGCUUAGUCAAAUGAAAAGAAAAUAAGAUUUUGUAUUACCUUAUAAUUAUAAGACUGACUAUUUUUGUAGAUGAUACAUUGCCAACAGUCUUUACUCCUUUGGUCUUGCUGAAAAGAAGGAUUUAUAUUUAAUAAUUGGUGGGGAAAGAGGGAAGUUAAAUGCUAGUUUACACUUAGGACUGGGGCAGGAAUCACAUGUGAUAACAGGAGUGUUAAAAACACACUGUAAUCCCGUUUGUGAAGAUGUGACCAUUCUGCUGCAAUGAGCUUAUGAAGCUGUGCUACAGCCCUGCAGAGAGAGACAGGGUGUUUGAUUCACUUCUCAAUUAAUUUGAUUGUGACUCACUGAUGACUGGGAGGGCUGGUUUGGACCUUUCUGAUCAAAGCAGGUUAUAAAGUGUCUGUCUUGUGCCACUCUCCUCCAUUCCCCAAGAUGGCUGUCUAUACUAGAGACAUGACCAGAACUGCUGCUGUGCAGUUGAACCCUACAACUGUUUGGUCCUGCCUCCAGAAAAAGGGCUGAAACUGCUAUGUUGUAGGCUUUGUGGUGUAGUAUAGUCCAGCCUCCAAAAGGCUGAGCUGUUCUAAAGAUGUUGUUUAAACAAGACUUUUAAAAUGGAAAUUUUGUUCAUCUUCAA